Phlebotomus argentipes is the source of this 4119-nucleotide messenger RNA. It is a transcript of the gene sr, whose product is annotated as early growth response protein 1. NCBI's taxonomy places the organism in Eukaryota, Metazoa, Arthropoda, Insecta, Diptera, Psychodidae. Gene Ontology annotation, molecular function: DNA-binding transcription factor activity, RNA polymerase II-specific; RNA polymerase II cis-regulatory region sequence-specific DNA binding. The record is from RefSeq and is a predicted model, not a curated record. The transcript is spliced from 5 exons. The coding region runs from base 157 to 2823 and encodes 888 amino acids. Gene Ontology annotation, biological process: regulation of transcription by RNA polymerase II.
CGAAUCCUUCCGUGUGUGACGUUAUUGUGCCGGUAGAGUCACUGUUGUCGCUCGGGCGGGAGCUUGUGCAAAAGGAUUUCGGGGUCUGUGAUGUUUUCCAAGUGAUGGAGAUCUCCUUUUUCCUUCGCCUCGAACUGAAGGCCUCAACUAUUGACAAUGUUAGCGAUGCGUCGUGAAAGUGAUCGACCAUACGGAAGUAGUGGAUCAUCUGGAAACGGUAGUAAUCUGGUGCCCAAUAUCAACAGCGGCUAUUCGUCUUAUCCUUCAAACGAAACUUCUUGUCUCAGCAGUUCUGCGGGUCCCACAGGAGCGGGUCUAGAUGAGUACGUGGACAUCCUGCAGGUGCAGCAACUCCUCCUCGAUUCAACGCCAUCCAGCAACGCCAACUCGGGCACAUCCAGCACUGCUAACAACUCAAAAGCACGUCCUCGCGUCAAUUUGCAGAAAGCCGCCGAGUACUCGAAUCAGGCACAAGCGGAAUCUCCGUCCAGGCGCGUCCUGCUUGACUAUCCGAGUCCCUAUCUUUAUGGCAACUAUCACCACACGUCGCCCAGUGAGGAUUUAGUUGCGCUAUGGUUUGGCGGGAAUGGAUCAGGUGGCGUUGCCCCUGGACCACCUGCCACGGCCAUGAUCAUGGAAGGGUUGGAAACCCUCGUUGCGCCAUCGCAUCACGCAUUCCUGCUCACUGAAUCCGCUGCCGCGGCCCAUUUCAACGUGCUCAGCUUCGACACUUGCCUGUUCAAGUCGGCCACCACCACAUCGUCCAGCAUCAGCAGCCACACGAGCAGCCCGGCCAAUCAUCACGGCACGGCCACCAGCAACACAAUCACCAGCUGCGGCAACGGGCCCAGUGGCAAUCUCAACAACAACACCCUCAGUAUCAACCACAAUCUCAGCGCCGCCAACCAGCAGCAGCAGCAGUCGCCCCACCAGGAAGCGCAGCAACAGCAACAGCAGCAGCAGCAGCAGAGCUCGGGUGGCGGAGGGCAUCCCCACUUGAGCCUCCUCACCGCGCCCGGAGCCACCGGCUCUGUGGGUGCUGAGGCGCCGUCCGUCGCCGAGGACGUCCAGGUCGUCUCGGAGUCGCAGCAGGGCGAUCUCAACACACCCGUCACCACAUCUGGUGACAUCCCGUCGUUCUUCGGACCCGCCACUGUCGUCGAACCACCGCCAAUUACCGGUUCCAUUGAGUCCGAAGACUUGUCACUGGAGCCACAGAGCACGUCCAGUCCGUGUGGCAGCCUGUGCAGUCCGCUGAAGGAGGAGCGCAGCAGCCCGUCGUCGAUCAUCAAGGAGGAGACAAGUAAUACCAGUAGUGCUACCAUGUAUCCCCAUCAUCAUCACCAUCAGAACCAUCAAAAUGCAGCACAACAACAACACCACCAUGCACACCACCAGCAACACAAUAGCCACGAUACACAACAACACAACACGCUAAACAAUCAACCACAUCAACACAACAGUCACCACCAACAUCACAGCCACCACACCACACAGCAUCAAUCUCCGUCAUCUGCAUCGACUCCAAAUACGUCCGCCCACCAUCAACACCACAACCACCACCAAAAUCCGCAGUCCGCGGGCAAAAUUUCAUACCGUGGCAUUUUCACAGCUACCGGCAGCCCGGGCAUGGGCCUCACCACCGCCCAGCUGGGGUCGCCGCAGCUCGCCGUGAUGCCGGGCCAGAUGUCGCCCCCGUCCGCCGGCCUGGGCAGCUGGGGCCUCCCGAGCCCCGACAAGACCCUCUUUCAGCCGCCCAUGUUCAGCCUGCUGGGCCCUGGGCCGCAGUCCGGCAACACGGGCCAGACCCACUACGCCAACCCGGCGACCACCCAGAGCCCCUCGCCCCACCAUCACGCCUACGGCGGCGAGGAGCGCCCCCACCAGCACGUGGAGCUCCUGGGGCUCAACAUGGACUGCUCGGGCAUCAUCCUGAAGCAGCCGCCGAACUACAGCAGCUGCGUGCCAACGUCCCUCUCCUCGCUGGACAUCCAGAGCUCCGCCGGGGACAUGCAUCAGUAUUCGCGCGGCCAGGGCUUGGGUGUGUCCACGCCCAAGUACCAGUGGCUCGACUCGCCGGUGGAGUACGGCAGUCCGCAGCAGUCGCUCGUGGGGCCCGGGCCCUCUUCCUCCUCGUCGUCAGUAUUGAUACCCAAGCAGGAGGCCUUCGUCUCCACCAACACCUGCUCCAGCGACUCCAGCCAGCAGCACCAGCAGAUGCAGCAGCAAUCCCAGUCCGCGUAUCCAGUGCAGCUGGCGGAGUACAAUCCGUCGACGAGCAAGGGACACGAGAUCCUGUCGCAGGUCUACCAGCAGAGCCCCAUUCCGCUCAAGCUGGUGCCGGUGAAGCCGCGCAAAUACCCCAAUAGGCCCAGCAAGACGCCAGUGCACGAGCGCCCGUACGCGUGUCCCGUGGAGAACUGCGAUCGCCGCUUCUCGCGAUCGGACGAACUCACCCGCCACAUUCGCAUCCACACCGGCCAGAAGCCCUUCCAGUGUCGCAUCUGCAUGCGAUCGUUCUCGCGAUCGGACCACCUCACCACGCACAUCCGCACGCACACGGGCGAGAAGCCCUUCUCGUGCGACGUGUGCGGGCGCAAGUUUGCGCGGUCGGACGAGAAGAAGCGCCAUGCCAAAGUCCACCUGAAGCAGCGCAUCAAGAAGGAGAGCAAGAUGCAGCAGAGCCAGUCCAGCGCAGCUCCACCGUCCGUGGUGGCGCCCAACAGCCACCAUCACCACCCGCCGCCGCAGCACACGGCGCACCACAUGCUCCACGACGACAUGAUCCCGAUCAUUGCGACAUCCUCCACGUCAGCCUUGUAGGCCGAUGCAUCAUCGAUCGAUAGCAUGCGAAUCACGGAUGACACAGUCACGGCACAGCACCUGUUAUACGCUGAGGACGUCGGCGGGGACGCUGAGGAUCACGACCUCGAUCUCAGUGACUUCAGCGUCGUGGAUCCGCACACGCUGGAUCUGGUGAGUGACGAUCCCUUUUCACUCGCCCCGCUGCCCGCGAUCGCGCCCGCGGACGAGCAGCCGCUGGUGAUCCUCUUCUUCCUGCAAUAAUGGCAGCACAGAGUCUAACCAUUGCACAAAAAGCAACAUACUGAAUGUGGUGUUUCCCCCCCAGAAAAAAACCAAGAUCGAUGGAAAUCUAUGUUGUGUCAAUGUGUUCUAAAAAAGAGAAAAAAAUGGUAAAAAUACGCAAGAUGUUAGUAUAAACUACAUAUUGGAAAAAAUGAAAAUGUGAUUGGUGGAAAUCUGUUUUUCGCGUGAUAUUGAUCGAUGAUCGAUCAACACUCUAAAUUUGAAUUAUGAUUAGAUAAAGAGAAUAAAUUUAAAAAAAACGACAUUAAAUUAUAGCUGAUUACGUAAUAUAAUAGAUGUUUUAUCUCAACUACUGUGAUCUCAAAUAAUAGACUUUAAUUUAAAAUAUUAAAAGUGUAAAUAAUGAGUUGAUUCAUUAAAGAAAAACACAACAACAUAGUUGUGAUCUCUUGUAAAGAGAUUAUAUUUCUGGAAAAUACACACAAAGAGUUCACAAUUUGGUCUUGUAUUGUUAAUCGGUGUAUUUUGAUUUUACUUUUUUCAUUUCACACAGUGGAAUUUAUUGACAAACGACGUUCAUAAUUAUGAUGUGCAAUCUUUUCCCAAUUUUUCUCUAUUUUCUAUGAGAUCAGCUGAAAUAUUUUAUUCAAAUGAUCGAGUUGCAAAAUAUCACAUUUCGUUGGGAGUAUUUUUGAAUCAUUAUAAUCAACUGGAUUUGCAACUGAAGAUUUUUGCCAUAAUGACAUGAAAAGGCCUACAUUUUCUAUGAGAAUUUCUGUCUCUUUUCAACAUUAAUCUCAUCUCUCGCCUGACUAUCGUCUCUAGAUAGAUCAAUUUCCAAAAUUGAAUAGAAUGUACAUUUUAGGCCAUAUUAGAUAAUACUUAUUUAAUUUUGAAGAUGUUAUUAAUCUGUGUAAUUUAACAUGAUAUAAAUAUUCUAAUGUAGAGAUAAAAAAACAAGAAUACAGAGAGAUGUAAAGAAAGAGGAAAAAAAGAUGAAAAAACUAAUAUUGAAUUAAAAUACACAAAAUUAACAAUGGCUUUAAUUAAUAUUAGAAUAAAAAAAAACAA